AUGGCGAACACGUUUCGCGGUGUGACGGUGUCGGCCGUCAACAAUGACGGUGCUUUAACUCCGCGCUUCAACUUUCCUACGAACGUAAACGUGGAUUACGACCCGCAAGGUCUAAGUGUUAAAGUGAUACGUGCUGAUCCCGUGCUAGCCCAGGAGGUGCUAGAGUUCCCCGUCCACAAUCUAAGCGAGUGCUCCCGAGUCGCCGGUCAAUCUUACAUUUUUACGAUAGAUAAUGAGACAUUGUUUUUUAAAUUCACCUCUGAUGUUGACUGUCAAAACUUCCAUUUGCUGGUUAGCAAGAUUAAGGCGGGCAGAUCGUCGUCUGUGUUCACGGUACGCACGGAGGAUUCCUCGGCGAUGCAAUAUUUCCAGUUUUAUGGAUACUUAAGUCAACAGCAGAACAUGAUGCAAGAUUAUGUGAGAACGAGCACCUAUCAACGUGCUAUAUUAUCUAACAUUAAUGAUUUCAAGAAUAAAGUUAUUUUGGAUGUUGGAGCUGGGUCUGGUAUUUUGUCUUUUUUCGCGGCUCAAGCAGGAGCCCGUAAGGUUUACGCUGUUGAAGCAAGCAAUAUGGCGCAUCAUGCUCAAGCUUUAGUUCGCGCUAACAGUCUCCAAGACCGCAUCACAGUUAUAGCGGGAAAAAUAGAAGAAAUAGAGCUUCCUGAAAGUGUGGAUGUAAUUAUUUCUGAGCCCAUGGGAUACAUGUUGUACAACGAACGUAUGUUAGAAACCUAUUUACAUGCAAAGAAAUGGCUCAAACCUAGUGGUAAUAUGUAUCCCACUCGUGGAGACUUACAUAUAGCACCCUUCACAGAUGAUGCAUUAUUUAUGGAACAAUAUAACAAAGCUAACUUUUGGUACCAGGCUUGUUUCCAUGGAGUGGAUCUAAGUGCACUUCGUACAGCUGCCAUGAAAGAAUACUUUAGGCAGCCUAUUGUAGAUACAUUUGAUGUUCGCAUUUGUAUGGCAAGAUCAGUCAGACAUGUUGUAGACUUUUUAAAUGCUAAUGAAACUGAUUUACAUCGCAUUGAGGUACCAUUCAGAUUUGAACUGACACAAUCAGGAACUUGUCAUGGCUUAGCAUUCUGGUUUGAUGUACUAUUUGCAGGCAGCACACAGCAUAUAUGGUUAUCUACAGCACCUACAGAACCUCUCACACAUUGGUACCAAGUUAGGUGCCUUCUUGAAACUCCAAUUUUUGCUAAACAAGGCCAAGCUUUAACUGGCCGUGUGCUUUUAUUAGCUAAUAAGCGACAAAGUUAUGAUGUAACUAUGGAUAUCAAUUUGGAGGGAACAAAUAUUUCUUCUUCAAAUACAUUAGAUUUAAAGAAUCCAUACUUUAGAUAUACUGGGGCACCAGCAGCUCCUCCCCCAGGAGUGAACACAACUUCACCGAGCGAGUCAUACUGGAACUCUAUUGAGUCAGCCGGCUCCUUGAGUAAUGGUCAAGGAGUAAUCUUGACUGAUGCUACACAGCAAUACUGCUCUACACCUGAUCAAACUAUAGCAUAUGGUGCCCAUCCAAAUAUGCUUAAAACAGUAAUGCUGCAAGAAGAAUUCAUCAAGAGGAUUGGGAUUAGUCAAAAUGGCGACAUA
Brenthis ino (lesser marbled fritillary) is the source of this 1596-nucleotide messenger RNA. NCBI's taxonomy places the organism in Eukaryota, Metazoa, Arthropoda, Insecta, Lepidoptera, Nymphalidae. The record is from the annotation of a GenBank genome assembly.